AUGCCUAAGGAAGCCGCCAAGUUCUCCCCAGGUGACGCCGGAAAAGGCGCCAAUCUGUUCAAGACUCGUUGCGCCCAGUGCCACACUGUCGAGGCUGGCGGUGCCAACAAGAUCGGUCCUAACCUGCACGGCCUUUUCGGCCGUCAGACCGGUUCCGUUGAUGGCUACUCCUACACCGAUGCCAACCGUCAGGCUGGUGUGACAUGGAGCGAGGAUACUCUAUUCUCCUACCUCGAGAACCCCAAGAAGUUCAUCCCCGGAACCAAGAUGGCCUUCGGUGGUCUUAAGAAGGGCAAGGACCGGAACGAUCUUAUCACUUACCUGAAGGAAAGCACUGCUUAA
Talaromyces proteolyticus is the source of this 342-nucleotide messenger RNA. Its product is annotated as cytochrome c. The transcript has 5 exons. Gene Ontology annotation, cellular component: mitochondrial intermembrane space. The record is from RefSeq and is a predicted model, not a curated record. Bases 1 to 342 code for a protein of 113 amino acids. Lineage: Eukaryota; Fungi; Ascomycota; Eurotiomycetes; Eurotiales; Trichocomaceae. Gene Ontology annotation, biological process: mitochondrial electron transport, cytochrome c to oxygen; mitochondrial electron transport, ubiquinol to cytochrome c. Gene Ontology annotation, molecular function: heme binding; electron transfer activity.